Apis dorsata (giant honeybee) is the source of this 1911-nucleotide messenger RNA. RefSeq lists its product as uncharacterized. The record is from RefSeq and is a predicted model, not a curated record. NCBI's taxonomy places the organism in Eukaryota, Metazoa, Arthropoda, Insecta, Hymenoptera, Apidae. The transcript is spliced from 4 exons. Bases 1 to 1419 code for a protein of 472 amino acids.
AUGGUGAUCGCGAGCGGAUCCGCCUGCGGUGGGGCGUCGAGCAAGCUUAUUAGGAGAUCCCGAAGAUUGUCCUCGACGAGAGGCUUGAAGCGGGUGAGUUGGACCGCGAGGCGCGGCGAAGACGAAGAAGAAGAAGGGGUCUCGGCCGGGCGGGAAGAUGAUUCGAAGCGGAAGCUCGGCCUGUGCCCCCCAGAAGUAGAGGGGGCGGCCGAAACGACGAGGUCUGGGAAGACGACGACGAUGAAUUGGGAGUUGAACGAGAGGAUCAGCCUGAGCAGCGGGUCGAGUCCUGGUUUGGAGAGAAAGAUGGUGGACGUUUCGAGGUUGGUUGGGUUCUCGAAGGAUCAUCGAGUCGUGGAUAAGAAGCGAUCCGCCAAAACUUCUCCUUCUUCCACCACCUCCUCCUCCUCCUCUUCGUCCAAAUCGAGAGCGUUUCGGGAUAACGAGAACUUCACCAUGGCGGCGAGGCCAGGUUUCUACGGGGCCGAGGAUAAGAAGGAAGCCGAAUGCUGCGGCGGGGCGAGGGGGUCGCGAAACGGGGAGAGGAAAAGGGGUUUUCCCUCGGUGGAGAGGAAGGGGGACGGGAAACGCGAGGUUAUCGCCGACCGCGAUCCCCCGGGGAGCUCGCGCCUCCAUCCGGAGAGGUGUAACGGCGAGGCGAGAGCGGAGGAUUUCGAGGGGCUCGAGAGGGGGGCCGACGAGACGAAGGAGAGCGACGAAGGGGAGAAGGGAAGGGAUCGGUUGGCGAUCGAGGAUCGCGACGAGACCCCGCAAGCUCUGCGUCGGGGCUACGACACUGACGCGGAGAGGGUGUUCGACGAAGGGGAGGAAGGAGAGGAGGAGAAGAAGAAGAAGGAACGCGGGGCGGAGGAGGAAUCGGACGAGAAGAGGAAGAAGGCGGCGGCCUCGACGGGGAAGAAGAAGAAGAGGAGGGACAAGUUGGAGAACGACGGAGCGCGGAGCAGCGGUGGGUGUUCGACGACCGGCGAACCGACGAGCGGCCCAAAGGUGGCCAGGCUCCAAGAGACGUUCGAUUCCUCUUGGGACUCUGGCGUCGGGGCGGAUGUCGGGAACGGCGGAAGCGGUUGGGUGAGGAUACACACGGGGAUCGAGAGCAGCCUCGUCUAUCUCACUGUUGAUACCACGGCGAGGGACGUGUGCAGGGACAUGCUGUUGGGCGACGACUUGUCUCUGUUUAUGCAGUAUGGAGGGGAAUCCGGAAGGAGAUUGGCCUCUCACGAGAAACCGCUCGAGAUACAAGACCAAUUUCUCCAAAAGCUCGGCUACCAGGACGUAUCAAGACGGUCCCGGCUCGGGGUCGAUCCUGAAUUACGACACCUCAUCGCCUUCCACGUGGGAGGAGUCGAAAGUUGGUCGGGCCAAGUUCGACGACAAAUGGAACUGGAAGGCGGAAGUUAGGGCUAGGGAAACGAUACACUUGGUCCAUUUCCAAAAUUACGGGGAACAGGAACUUUUGGCGCCGCGCGAAAUUUCACACUCCGAGUUCUUCUUCCUCUUCCUCCUCCUCAACAAUGGAUGCGAGUCGAUGGUUUAUCGAGCGAAAGUUUCGCCUCGCGCCACUAUCUCACCCAUUUAAUUGCUCCCCCUUCGACCUUCGUUGAGUUGAGCAGGAUCUGGUGCGAAGUUUUAGGCAAAGUUUUUGGGGAAGAGUUGUGACGUGGGAAAAAGUGAAUUGCCGUUGGACGGAUUCGAUUAUUAUGGGUGGAAAAUAUGGGAUCCUCUCCCUGGGGAAGGGGGAUUUAUUUCGAAAGACUUUGCUACUUUCGAGAGAAUUUAGUUUUACAGAUUCUUCUCGGAGAGUUUGUUUCGAAGAAAUCGUGAUUCCUUUCGGAGAAUUUAUUUUGAUGAAACGGUUGGUCCUUUUGAACAAUUUAAUACCGAAAACUUCUU